CGGGUGGACGACAAAUUCUUGCAGCUUGAGUAGGUUAGAAGGAAUAAGUCAUGUUUCGAUUCGAAUCUCUGUUUUUCUAGUUAUGGAGUUAGGCAAAUCACAACCACAUUGACUAUUUACUGGUCGAAAAAGGCUCUACGAUGAAAUGAGCAAUCUGAGCACGGUGGAGGCAAAGUUGCCUCCAGGGUUUAGGUUUCAUCCACGAGAUGAAGAGCUGAUAUGUGAUUACUUGAUGAAGAAGGUGGCAUGCUGUGAGUGCCCUCUCUUGAUUGAAGUUGACCUCAACAAGAGUGAACCUUGGGAUAUUCCUCAAACAGCUUGUGUUGGAGGGAAAGAAUGGUACUUUUACAGCCAGCGUGACCGGAAAUAUGCAACUGGAUUGCGAACAAACAGGGCCACAGUAUCUGGGUACUGGAAGGCCACGGGGAAGGACAGACCCGUCCUACGCAGGGGCACCCUAGUUGGUAUGAGGAAAACCCUUGUGUUCUACCAAGGGAGGGCACCCAAAGGAAGGAAAUCCGAAUGGGUCAUGCACGAAUUCAGGCUUGAAGGUCCCCUAGGCCCUCCUAAAACUUUUUCUGUCAAGGAAGAUUGGGUAUUGUGUAGAGUGUUUUACAAGCACAGAGAAUUAGUUCCAGCAGCCAAACAAAGCAUGGGAAGCAGCAGCAGCAGCUAUGAUCAUGACACAAUUAGCUCUUCAUCUCUCCCACCACUAAUGGAUUCCUACAUCACCUUUGACCAAACUCACACCAAUAUUCCAAAUCAUGAUCAGUAUGAGCAAGUGCCCUGCUUCUCCAUUUUCACUCCAACCCACCAAAUCAACCACCCAACUUUAUCUCACAUCACCCACAUGGAUCCAAAUAUUUCCACCAAAAUUACCACACCCACCACCUUUGGAGCCAUACCACCUGGUCUUAUGGGCUCAUACUUAGACCCCCCCUUUUCCUGUGACAAGAAAGUCGUAAAAGCUUUCCUAAAUCACCUCACCCAAAUGGACAGCAGCCCUAACAUGAAGGGCUCACCAAGCUUUGGGGAAGGAAGUUCAGAGAGCUUCUUGUCUGAUGUGGGUAUGCCUCAUAUGUGGAACCAUUGUUGAUUUUUGAGGUUUGGAUCGAGUUUGUGUAAUAUUUUUUUCCCCCACCAUCGAUCAAGUUGUAGAAAUUAUUUUGUGAGUUACAUUUGUGGCUUUUCUCUGAAAGAAGAAUGUUGUUAUGUACAUAUUUUCCCCUACGUUGGAAAGCUUAUUAGAACGUGUGUAAUUUACUUGAUUUGGAGGACAGUUUUUUCACAUAUAUAUGUACGUGAAGAAAAACUCUUAAGGCAUAGA
Rhododendron vialii is the source of this 1327-nucleotide messenger RNA. RefSeq names its product NAC domain-containing protein 21/22-like. Gene Ontology annotation, biological process: regulation of DNA-templated transcription. Bases 146 to 1096 code for a protein of 316 amino acids. NCBI's taxonomy places the organism in Eukaryota, Viridiplantae, Streptophyta, Magnoliopsida, Ericales, Ericaceae. Gene Ontology annotation, molecular function: DNA binding. The record is from RefSeq and is a predicted model, not a curated record. The transcript has 5 exons.